AUGGAUUCAGACUUUUGGACCUCUCGCCUGGCCGACGCCAAGAGGCAAUUCACGUUGAACCACCACCACCAAAGCCAUAAUCAUCGCAACCAUCACAACUCUCAAUUGGAUCGGUUGAAUAUCGAUGAUUUCGAGGUUGAAGAAGAGGUCCGACCCGAUUUUCCAUGCCCAUAUUGUUACGAGGACUUUGAUAUUGUCUCUCUGUGCUCGCAUCUCGAAGAUGAACACUCGUGCGAGUCCAAAGUCACCGUUUGUCCCAUUUGCUCUGUUAAAGUUGCAAGUGACAUGUUAAGUCAUAUCACUCUGCAACAUGGGCACUUAUUCAAGAUAUCCUUUGAAAUGGAAAAUCAUUUCAUUCAUUUGUUUGACUUCUGA
Molecule: messenger RNA, 375 nt
Organism: Ilex paraguariensis (yerba mate)
Lineage: Eukaryota; Viridiplantae; Streptophyta; Magnoliopsida; Aquifoliales; Aquifoliaceae
Source: the annotation of a GenBank genome assembly